Guillardia theta CCMP2712 is the source of this 1242-nucleotide messenger RNA. RefSeq lists its product as hypothetical. Lineage: Eukaryota; Cryptophyceae; Pyrenomonadales; Geminigeraceae. The transcript is spliced from 13 exons. The record is from RefSeq and is a predicted model, not a curated record. The coding region runs from base 1 to 1242 and encodes 413 amino acids.
AUGAAGAAGAUAUUCAAGCAUAAGUGGAGAUUGUUCAACGUGGAUGUCACAGCAGAUCAAGACCCAGGGAAAGAUUUUCAUGGGGCAAGCGAAGCUCUCCUCUCUGCUGUGAACAAGAAGCUCGGGCUCGAAGCCGACCUUGUCGCCUCCGAAGAUGUUUGCGUGAUCCGCAAGAGUUUUGACGCGCGCAAGGGGAAGCGAAACGACGAGGACGAGGACGAGGACGAGGACGAGGACGAGGACGAGGACGAGGAGGUGGUGGUGGUAGUGGUGGUGGUAGUGGUGGUGGAUGGUCCUUCCUUCACGUAUGUGGUGGACGUGGACAUGGGUAAAGAGGGGAAGAGAAUCAAAAUGCACGCGGAGCAGGGGAAGCUGGAGAGAGAGGAGGAGGGACUGACGGGGUCGUUUGCUGGGAACAGAAGGAACAGUGAGGACGUGCGGUGGGUGUUGAAGCAGCUCGUUCGCUUCGGAGCCCCUGACAGCAUCUUGGUGGACGGGAAGCCACAUCUAGGCACGGACAGACUUGUGCGGAUUCUCAAGACCAUGAGAAAUUUCCUAGAAUCAAACAAUGUUGUCUUCAAGUUCGGCACCAUCGUCAAAGAUAUCAAGAUCGUAUGCACGAGCGUAAACCCGGAGGAGCUCUGCGUGAACGGCAUGUCCUUCUCAAGGAGACAAUCCCAAUGGGCGAACUCAGCACUUGUAGCCUCGGUAGACAUGAACGAAGAGUUCAUGCGCUCCUUCUCAGAUCUGGCAGCAAGAGAGCCUCACGGGCAGGCAGCGCUCGGCGGUCUGACCUUCCAGCGGAGCAUGGAGCGAGAGGCGGCGAUCAGAGGAGGAGGAGACCUAGUCUGCCCAGUCCAGAGAGUGACAGACUUUCUCGAAGCAAGAGCAAGCAGGGCCGAAGCCGGCUUUCCGCAGUCGAGCUACAGGCUCGGCACGAAACCUGCAGCUCUGCACGACCUCUAUCCUCAGCCGAUAUCAGACGCGAUUACGCGGGCCCUUGUUGAGUUUGACAGGAGGCUCCCGGGAUUCAUCACGCCAGAGGCUCUCCUGCAUGGCGUUGAGACCAGAACCUCCAGUGCUGUGAGGAUCACACGAUCUGAUGAAACCUUGCAGUGCGUUGGCAUCGAGGGGCUGUUUCCUUGUGGGGAGGGCGCAGGGUACGCAGGAGGGAUUGUGAGCUCGGCAGUGGAUGGGUUGAGGUAUGCGGCGAUGCUUACAGAGACAGUGGGAAGAACUUAA